AUGUCUUCUACACAGGCAUCCACAUCUGCUUCGGCGCUCAACUCCAGCUUCCUUCGCCGACACCCCGCCAGCUUGAUACCCAAGCUAGCCCACAAUCCCGCCAUCACCGACCUCAUCAAGAGCCCAGUGACGCGCGAGAUGGUUGUCUACCUGGCCAACCAGGCCGCUCACGUCAUCCAGUGCGGCUCGACACAAUCACCCGACACACCACCGGCGACACCAACACGAUCCAUCGCCUCGGCGGAAGCGGAUCCUGCCGGCAAGCUCGAGAUCAACGGUCUGCCCAGCCUGGAGACCUUCAUUGCUCUCCUUGUCGAGCGAUCCAACGUUCAGGUUCCUACCCUCCUCUGCACCCUCGUCUACCUGGAGCGCCUCAGGUCAAGACUUCCACGCGUUGCCAAGGGCAUGCACUGCACCCGUCAUCGUGUGUUCCUCGCCACCCUGAUCGUCGCCGCCAAGUACCUCAACGACUCUUCGCCCAAGAACAAGCACUGGACCAAGUACGGCGCUCUCUUCUCUCAGGCCGAGGUCAACCUCAUGGAGAAGCAGCUCCUCUACCUCCUCGACUACGAUCUCCGCAUCGAGGAGCACGAGCUUAUGGUCCACUUUGCCCCCUUCUUCCGUCGUGUCGAGACCCGUGCCGAGGCCGGUCGUCGCGAGAUGCACCUUCGUGGUCUCGAGUGCGGUCGCGAGCGCGAGCGCUACGUCCGCGCAAGCGAGCGUCGCGUCCACCUCCGCAACCUUCCCGCCUCCGAGGUGCCGUGCUGGAACCAGAAGAGCGAGUCGAGCCGAUACGAGCAACACCGCCGCUCCGAGGCAUACGACUCGCCCGACUCGCUCGAUGCCUCGCCCAAGGAAGUGUACAGCCACUCGUCUUCGUCCCUCAUGAGCCGACAAGACUCUGUCGAGUCCACGAUCAGCUCGACGUCAUCCGAAGCUGAGCUCACCGACGAUAACGGCUCGUCUUCGUCGUCGGCUGAAGACUACGACGAUUACGAGGAUGACUACCUCGAGCAGGAGGGUCUCGACGCACGCAUGCAACAGCACUCUGUUUCCGGCAUGUCAUCGAGCCAGUCCCAGCCGGUCAUGGUUGCCCACGGCGAUGACCUCGACGGUCACAAGUCGGGUUCCACCAUGCAGCGCUACCUCUCGCAGGCUCUGCCAUCGAGUCUCAAGAAGAGUACCUCAUCGCACAUGGACAUGCAGCAACCAAGUCAAGCCCACAUCCCCCUUUCACACUCGAUGCGCAGCGUGCGCAGCAGCUCAAAUCUCUUGUCACGAAUGCUCGGUGGACACCAGUCUUCCGCUGCAUACUAG
Pseudozyma hubeiensis SY62 is the source of this 1317-nucleotide messenger RNA. RefSeq lists its product as hypothetical. The record is from RefSeq and is a predicted model, not a curated record. Gene Ontology annotation, cellular component: cyclin-dependent protein kinase holoenzyme complex; nucleus. The coding region runs from base 1 to 1317 and encodes 438 amino acids. Gene Ontology annotation, biological process: regulation of cyclin-dependent protein serine/threonine kinase activity. Lineage: Eukaryota; Fungi; Basidiomycota; Ustilaginomycetes; Ustilaginales; Ustilaginaceae. The transcript has a single exon. Gene Ontology annotation, molecular function: cyclin-dependent protein serine/threonine kinase regulator activity; protein kinase binding.